Molecule: messenger RNA, 531 nt
Organism: Moesziomyces antarcticus
Lineage: Eukaryota; Fungi; Basidiomycota; Ustilaginomycetes; Ustilaginales; Ustilaginaceae
Exons: 2
Coding region: 1-531 (176 amino acids)
Source: RefSeq, a predicted model, not a curated record
AUGGCCACUUUUAUCAGUGCUGUGACCUGCAUCAUCCUUCGAUGGUCCCACAACUGCCAUGACCAGAGCGGAUGGCUCGAUAUGAAGCUCGCCCGCAAGAUCAGCCGCGCUACCAUACUGAUGAGGGGGGUGGGUCGAUCGGUUGCCUCAUCUCACAUCGGCAAGAUGUCCCCACCUUCAUCGGGCAUCGUCAAGUCGGAUCCGCUCGUCGAAAAGAAGAGCAGCUUCUACUGUAUGAUGCUUCGUGAGCGGCGUCGGCGAAUCCGGCGGGCCAACAUGGACGCACGUAGAAAGGCGCAUGAAUUUUCUCGAGCUCACUUUGCUGCUGAGAUGGAUUUGCAUUCGACGCGGGAAAGGUCGAUUGGCAGUCGGUAUAUCCGGCGCGCAGCCGCAGCGCAGCCAGGUGGCGAAUGCGAGCAGGCAGCCUUCUCGUUGAAUCCAAAUGGCAAGACAACACCGAUGCAGCUCCGCCAAGGCUAUGCUGGUCAAGGCCCGCGCUCGAGCCCACUCCAAGAUCACGCGCCACUUUAG